Heterobasidion irregulare TC 32-1 is the source of this 516-nucleotide messenger RNA. RefSeq lists its product as uncharacterized. The record is from RefSeq and is a predicted model, not a curated record. The coding region runs from base 1 to 516 and encodes 171 amino acids. The transcript has a single exon. NCBI's taxonomy places the organism in Eukaryota, Fungi, Basidiomycota, Agaricomycetes, Russulales, Bondarzewiaceae.
AUGCAAAACCGCACGCGCCCUUCAUUUUUUUCAAACGGCAGCAAACGAGAAGUCAACGCUAAUGCCGGCGGCAGACAGGCUUCCCUCUCCGAUGCCAUAUCCCGAUAUCCCCUCGCAGCGGCAUCAAGCUCGAUUGUACAGCAACCAGAAUACCACAAGUCAGCUUUGGCCGCGGCAGCUCGAAUAAUGACACAGCUCGGAGUAUUUAGAGUGUUAUUGCAUAUUCGCCCUCAAAACGUCAUGGCUGCACCUCAAAGUCCUGCUCAUGAUGACCGUUUGUCCCCGAGCGAAGUUGGAAACGCGUCUGGUUCUCCGUCGCCUUCCUUCCGUAGAACCAAGCACACAAAGCUACCUUUUCCGACGGUGUCGGCGUUCUCUUCCUACCCCGCGCUCAUUCCCGGCAGAGCAGCAGUUCCCAAUGGUCUCAAUGGUUGUAGAGAUUACAUCGGCUGCGUCGUCGGCAGGCCUCACGAACCUCCGGCAUUGAGUCUGUGCGGCCACAGGCUCAUUCAUUGA